This is a messenger RNA of Neocloeon triangulifer, 1110 nucleotides long. RefSeq lists its product as uncharacterized. The transcript is spliced from 4 exons. The record is from RefSeq and is a predicted model, not a curated record. NCBI's taxonomy places the organism in Eukaryota, Metazoa, Arthropoda, Insecta, Ephemeroptera, Baetidae. The coding region runs from base 197 to 820 and encodes 207 amino acids.
GUCAGCGCUGUGUUGUUUUUCAACGUCCUUCUCGUUUCACGCUCAGUCUUCAUUCAGUCCUACGCCUUGCUGGAGCAAAUUUAAGCCACCCCACACCACAGUCGCAAACUACCACUCAAGAUAUCAAAGCAUAUCUUGAUAAGCUUCUUUUGAAGGAGGAGGACAAGGAAUGCACUGUGCCUGAAAGCUGAUCAGCAUGGUGUUGGUUUCAGCAGCUGCAGUUUCCAGCUUCUUCCUUGCGACCGCGGCUUUCUUCCGCGGAUUCACCGACCCGACCACCACGCGACGACCCUUCAGGCCGGCAGUGCCAUUGAACCUGAGAUUUGGAGCGCCGCCACCGGCGCCAACGGUCGACCACCUUGAUGAGGAAGCGUCAAACCACAAUACGAUUCCGUCCUCGUCGGACACGCUAAUAAGCAGUAAUGGGCACCAACACAUACACCACACGGUCGGACACCACGACGGCAACCUGUUUCCGUCCCGAUUGGACAACAUCGACAUGGACCGGAUUCUGACCAACCGCCGCUUAGUUCACAACUACGUCGGCUGCAUGGUGAACCAAAAGCCGUGCACAGCCGAGGGCAAAGAAUUCAAAAGAUCUCUGCCGGACGUGUUGCUGACCGAGUGCUCCAAGUGCAGUGUGCAGAUGCAGCGCAACAUAGAGCAUAUGGUGCACGUACUGCAGAAGGAGUACCCGCUGGAAUGGAAGCAACUGGUCAAGCACUACGACCCUGACGGCAGUUACCGCAAAAGAUAUACGCAGUACCUGCUGCACAUCGACGGACAGGAAGAGAGCCGCUCGACCACAACGCCCGCCUAGAGGUGUCGCCCGUCCCGACCGGACGCACGCACCUGAGGCACGUUUUUUCUAUUUAUUGUUAAGAAGAUGAGAAAUUGAAGAAAAAGAAAUGAACAAGCUGGUUUUGUGCAAAAAUGUGGUUUGUGUACAUAGACUGAUUCUUUGUAAUGCAAUAUUUUUAUUUUAAACUGACGUGUAUUAAUUCUCUCUUCUCGAGAGGAAAAAAAAUGUGUCAAAUUUCUUGUCUCUUUAUUAGUGUUUUACUUUUUUAAGGAUAUUGUGAAGGAGAAUAAAGAUUUCUUAAAUAAAAA